GGUGCGUCACGUGAUGGCUGAAUAACGGUUCCCUAUUGGCCAGAUCUGAUCUUGGCCUCACUUAGCGGAGUGUCUCUUCACACUUUUGUUGUGGUCUCCCACUCUUUGCUCGGCCCAGCGCCCACGUCCACUCUCAUGCUUUUCUCACACGAACUCACUUUUUCCUCCGAAUCUCGCCAUGCGCGUCCACCUGCUCUGCCUGUGGCUCGUCAGCGUGCAUGCGUCCCGGGAGAACCGAGGAGGGCACCGGGAGGGUGGCCAGCGUGGUGCCGGGCUGCAGGCACGGAGUCCGGGUGAGGUGAGGGGGGCCGCCGGGCAGCACCCAGGGAGAGCCGCCAAGAAAGGGUCAGGUGCAUAUGCAGACAGGUGUUGUCAGGUGCGAUGGAUCACAACCAACAGGUGUGUCAAACGGAGGUGUCUCCCUGGUUGCCGUGGCGCUGCCUCAUGUCCAAAAGGUCAGUGUGUGGUUUCGAAGGCAACGACGUCACCAUCCAGCGGCGCUUCCUACAUCUCAAUCACAGCCCCUGUCCUAGCCCUGCCCUCCUCCAGUGCUACUCCAGGAGUCAAAGAUCUUCAACGCUCCGCUGAAGCACCUCCUGUGGGUGAGCGUGUGAGACUCCUAGGAUCUGGAGUUGAAGGUGACAAAAGAAGAAGUCUGCAGGAGGGACAGGAGGCCAAGUUCUCCGCUGAGGAACGUCCAAACUCCAGCAGAGAGAGCAGACAGUCUCAGAUUGAGGACAUGAAGCCUGUCGCAGCAAAGAAGACUUUUCUCAGUCUGCGCGAGGCCCAGGCCGUACUGCUCAAGAAAACUGUGGGAGGAAGAAGAGACAAGAUCGCCGCCGCCCUGGUGAAGCACAUAGAGAAAGAGAAGAAGAAACUUGGAGCUUCGACGUCAUCGUUUGUGUCGAGCAACGUGAGGACGUCAAAGGCUCGGGAGGGAAAUGUCACUACAGUUCUGUGUCCACUGCUGUGUAAGAACGGCGGCGUCUGCCUGCUGAAGGACCGCUGCCUCUGCCCGUCAAACUUCACUGGAAAGUUCUGCCAGAUCCCCGUCGCCCAUGCAUCCACCCCCUCCUCCACCAAUGAAGUCGUCGAGCCCGCCGGCCUGUCAGUCAUGGCGGCCAAUCAGGGGCUGACCCAGUCUGAGUUUCUCCUGCCUCUGGCAGGUCCGAACCAGGCUAUAGGGAGACCAGCAUCAGCUUCUAGUCCCUCCAUGGUGAAGGUCAGAGUGCAGCACCCCCUUGAGGCCAGCGUGAAGGUCCACCAGGUGAUGAAGGUGUCUGGAUUCUUCCCCGCGCUGCAAGCGCUCUCAUCAGCCACGCAAUCCGGAUCAGCGGGGGCUCCUGCACCAGCCGGGCUCGUGGUCCAGGCCCAAACGACGAGGGGGGAUGGCGUCUACACCCAACACUCGGGCUUCAAAUACUGCUUCAGAGAGGUGAAAGACGGACAGUGUAGUUCUCCUUUGCCGGGGCUGAGGAGCAAGGAGACGUGUUGCCGGGGUCUCGGGAAGGCUUGGGGCGCCACAGACUGCGUCCUCUGUCCUAAACAUGCAGCAGGUCCAAACAACAGCAGCUGUCCUGUUGGCUUCGAGCGAGGCAACGGAACCAAAUGCGUUGAUGUGAAUGAGUGCCUCCAGCCAGGCCUUUGUGAGAACGGCGUGUGUGUGAACACCAGGGGGAGCUAUAGCUGCGUGUGCAAGCCAGGCUUCAUCCUGGAUGCCUCACAUGGAAUUUGCAUCUCCCAGACUGUGAUAGCAGAAGACAAGAAUCAGUGUUACCGGGUUCUGGGUUCGGGUCUGGGCCCGUCCUCCUGCUCCCUGCCCAUCCUCAGGAACAUCACCAAACAGAUCUGCUGCUGCAGCCGGGUAGGGAAGGCCUGGGGUCCUGACUGCCAGCGGUGCCCAUACUUCGGGUCAGUGGCCUUUAAGGAGAUCUGCCCUGCGGGUCCUGGCUACCACUACUCCCCCUCCGCCGUGCAGUUCAGCCAGAGAGCGGCAGAGCAUCUGGGCACCCAAGGGGCUCAGCUGGUAACCCACCUGGACCAAGGUGAGACCACUAGUUCUCAGCCGAAACCCCCAGCAAGAGAGACCGUGAGCUCAUCCAACCGAACCAGUUCACCUGUCAGUACCCCACCCUCUAGACACGUAAACCCGGUGAACACCACCCGGCAUAAACCUCAAACUCCAGGCAGUGCCGGCGUCCGGCCGACCCGCCCACGACCGACCAUAUCGACGAGGAGAUCACCACAGCAAUCUAGUGGGGGUCAAGAUACGAGCGGGAGUCAGAACCAGGGCACCGGAAGAAGCCAAACUUCCAACCAGAACCAAGAAUCAAGUGGCAAUCGCAACACCAGCCAUACUCAAGGUACCAGCAGGAACCCAAGUCCCAGUGGGGGUCAAAUCACAAGCAGGAACCAAGGAACUAACCAGAACCAAGGCACUAGCAGGAUCCAAGGCCCCAAUGUGAAUCCAGUUUCCACCCAAAACCAAGGAACAAGUGGCAAUCGCAACACUGGCCAGACUCAAGGAACCAGCAGGAUCCAAAAUCCCAGUGGAGGUCAAGGCACAAGUAGGAACCAAGGAACCAACCAGAACCAAGGCAUUAGCAAGGACCAAAGUCCUAGUGGAGGUCAAGGCACCAGCAGAAACCAAGGAACCAACCAGAACCAAGGCAUUAGUAGGGACCAAAGUCCUAGUGGAGGUCAAGGCACCAGCAGAAACCAAGGAACCAACCAGAACCAAGGCAUUAGUAGGGACCAAAGUCCUAGUGGAGGUCAAGGCACCAGCAGGAUCCAAGGUGUCAGUGGGAGUGAAGAUCGGCCGACUGGACGAGGAGAUUCUCUGCCAGCUUCGGCUCAACGGAUCCCCGAGGGAGACUCGAGAACCGGUGGACAAUCCCCGCCACCUAAGAAGCCGACGACGCGUCCCCCCCGCGUCCAGUCAUCGCAGGAUGUGUGCGCGAGCAAACCAGGUGUGUGUGGCGGUGGUCGCUGUGUGUCGCAGCCAGGUGGGAAACACACCUGUGUGUGUGAUCAUGGAUACCAGGCCAACUCUGAGCGCACGCACUGUCAAGAUGUGAACGAGUGUGUUCAGCCUGGAGGUGUAUGUUCGCCAGGAGAGUGUGUGAACAGCGCAGGCAGCUUCCGGUGUGUGUGUCCGUCGGGAUACAGCAGCGACGCUGGGCAGAGGAGCUGUCAAGAUGUUGACGAGUGCCAGCGGAGCCCCUGCGGCAGCGACGCCCGCUGCCACAACACCGCCGGCAGCUUCAGGUGUGUCUGUCGCCACGGUUACAAGCUCAGCGGCAACACCUGCACAGACGUGGACGAGUGUGAGGAUCCUCUGCUGUGUCCGGGUCAGCAGUGCGUCAACACUCAGGGUUCCUACCGCUGCGUGUCCUGCCAGCCUGGACACGGACUUCUCAAUGGACUCUGCACAGACAUCGAUGAGUGUCGUCAGGCUCCCUGCUCCAACGGUCGCUGUGAAAACACACCUGGGAGCUUCCGCUGCGUCUGUCGCCAUGGUUACAAGCUGAAGAACAACACCUGUACAGAUGUGGACGAGUGUGCAGAGCCGUCUCAGUGUCCUGAUCAGGUGUGCGUCAACUCUGUGGGAUCCUAUCGCUGUGUGUCCUGUCAAACUGGCUACACACUGACCAACAGACAGUGCACAGAUGUAAACGAGUGUAAGGACGAGGCCUUGUGUCCGGGUGGGCGGUGUGUCAACACUGAGGGGUCCUAUAAGUGUGUGGACUGUCGCCAAGGCUACCACGCUGUGAACAGAGUGUGUGAAGACAUCGACGAGUGUGCGAGUGCCUCAGCUUGUGAGGCGGAGGGCACGUGUGUCAACACUCUUGGCUCGUUCCGUUGCGACUGUCUACCAGGGUAUCGAACCUUCGGCCGGGGGAGACAGUGCAGAGACAUCAACGAAUGCUUGGAGGAGAACUGGUGCCCCCCCACGGGAGAGUGUGUCAACACAGCCGGCUCGUACACGUGUGUGUGUCCUCAAGGAUUCUCCCUGGGCAGCGACAACAACAGGACCGCCUGUGUCGAUGUGAACGAGUGUGAGCGGUCGAGGGCGUGCGCAGACGGCGACUGCGUCAACACCGACGGCUCCUUCCUGUGUCGAUGUCAUGAUGGCUUCACCAACAACCCUGAGAGGAACACCUGCCUCGAUGUGGACGAGUGUGUCUCGUCUGGCGGUUCAGUCUGUGGCGCGCUCAGGUGCGAGAACACCAUCGGUUCUUACCGUUGCCUCACUUCCUGUGAUCCGGGCUUCCAGGUGUCUGCUGCUGGUCAGUGUGAGGACGUGGACGAGUGUGUUAACAGGACGGUGUGCGGCGAUCAUGCCGUCUGUCAGAACGUGGUCGGAACGUACGUGUGCCUUUGCGACCAAGGUUUUACCUCCACCUCUGAUGGAAAGUUCUGCGUGGACGAGGACGAGUGUGUGUCCAUGCCAGGUGUGUGUGGCUCUGCUCGAUGUGACAACAUGGAGGGGUCCUUCAUGUGUGAAUGUGACACACCUGGAGAAGAGUUUGACACCACGAGUAGACGGUGUGUGAGCACCCCGCCGUCACCACCACAGCGAGGGACGUUCCCCAUCGGCUCCUCUUCUCCGUCGUCCUCCACCUUCCAUGCCGGUGUAUUUGACCUUGCACCGGUGCUGCCCCGCCUGCCCGCGGCCGGCCCCGGCGAGCUCAGAGAGUGUUACUACAACCUGGCCGACAGCGGCUCCUGCAGCCUGCUGGCCGCCAACACCAGCCAGCAGGAGUGCUGCUGCACGCUGGGGGAGGGGUGGGGUCUGGGCUGCCAGUACCACGCCUGCCCCCUCAUCGGCACAGCGGACUUCCUGUCGCUGUGUCCGAGUGGGAGAGGAUACGUGUCCACAGGAGCUGGAGCCUUCAGCUACACAGAUGUGGACGAGUGCAAACGCUUCUAUCCAGAGGUGUGUAAGAGCGGAGUGUGUGUCAACAACAUUCCUGGGUACAACUGCUACUGCUCCAGUGGAUUUGUGUACAGCAGCACACUGCUGGAGUGUGUUGACCUGGACGAGUGUGAGCAGGAGACGUGUUUUGGAGGCCAGUGUGUCAACACAAUCGGUUCGUAUUACUGCAGCUGUCCGCCGCCUCUGGUGCUCGACGACACCCAGCGCAACUGUGUCAACUCGUCUCACCUCAACCUGGAUGAGAACCUGUCAGUGUGCUGGCAGACCGUCAGUGCCGACUUCAUGUGUCAGAGUCCCCUCUUGGGGGCGCAGGUCACCUUCACGGACUGCUGCUGUCUGUAUGGCGACGGCUGGGGCAUGGAGUGUGCCCUCUGCCCUGCCACCGACUCUGAUGACUUUGCCAGCCUGUGCAGCUCGUUUGCUCCUCCCGUGUUUCCCGAACCUUUCCCGGACUCGACUGGACCAGAGACACCCGAACGAGGAAGAGUGGGAGCUCCCCUGUUCUUCCCUCCCUUCAGUAGCGACACUUUCCCCCCCAGCACGGACUACGGUGGUCCCGAGGACUAUGAGGAUUACUCCCCAGGAGGGGGUGGCCGGCCUCGGGCCAGCCUCAGCCUGCCUGGUGCCGUUUACCGAGGAGAGCCCUUUGAUGGUUACUACACCGACCCCGGUGGAUCGCCGUUCAGGCCUUCGGACCCCCAGAUGGAGCGGGCCUUCGGGGCUGGGCCGCCACCACCCCCGCCCCGGCCUGGCACUCCUCCUCUGGGCCUGGCUCCUCGACCAGGAGCCUACGAGGAGGAAGAGGAGGACUCUUGGGGGCCGGGCCCGCCGUUCCCCCCCUUCGGUGACAGGAGCAGAGGGGGCGGGGCCCUGAGAAGGGUGUAUGAGAGGCGUUACGACUCCUACGCCGGACUGAGCGCGGCGGAGGAUUGUGGAUUCCUCCACGACUGCCAGAACGGCAGCUGCAUCCGCGUGGACGAGGGCUACACCUGCGACUGUUACCACGGUUACCAGCUGGACAUGACCACCAUGACGUGCACAGACGUCAACGAGUGCGAGGACGGCGUGGACGUGGACUUCCCGUGCGUGAACUCACGCUGCGUCAACACGGACGGCUCUUUCCGCUGCGUGUGUCGGAGAGGCUACGUCAUGUCCCGCAGGCCCAACCACUGUGUGGCUGCCUAGACUGCUCCAUAGCGGUCUGGAUAUGAAGACCUGUAUUAUUCACUUCCAACUAAACAUGGCCAUUAGCAUUGGUGUUAGCUUGAAGCUAGCUACGAUUAGCUUCUACAAAGUCGGUCAAACGGCGAAACAAUGAAACAAUUCCCGUUCUCCAUCAAGCAGUGAUUGAUAUUAAAGCCCUCCUAAAGUCUUCAGAUGUUAAAACAAACAUCUAACAGCCCCAACAAGCAUUUGAAGUGCCUAGCUAAAAGCUACAUUCGUAGUUAGCCAUUAGCUUACUGAUAAGCAUGCUAGGAACUGAAAUGUUAGGAAAUCUUUUUUUUUUAAAAGCCUCAACUUAAUUUUUAAUAUUUAAUUGUGUCCCCUUGAAUAUGUUGUAACUACAUCCGACAAAACCCCAAACUUGAUUUAACCUCUUAAGGCCCAAGCUGUUUGUUUACAUGAUAUUUUUAUUUCUCUUUGCUAUUUGGACUUAUUGGACCCUAAUUAGAAUAAAAACUAAAAAUCAUUUUAUAUGAUGUACUUAGUCCAUAAGUACACAAACGUGUACUUCAUGUGUAGUGACAUGCUCAUUUUAAUUUUUACACUUUUUUUUCCCAAAUUCCAUUAUACAAACCCCGUUUCCAUAUAAGUUGGGAAAUUGUGUUGGAUGUAAAUAUAAACGGAAUACAAUGAUUUGCA
Entelurus aequoreus (snake pipefish) is the source of this 6802-nucleotide messenger RNA. Its product is annotated as latent-transforming growth factor beta-binding protein 4. Gene Ontology annotation, molecular function: calcium ion binding. The transcript is spliced from 37 exons. Bases 179 to 6124 code for a protein of 1981 amino acids. The record is from RefSeq and is a predicted model, not a curated record. Lineage: Eukaryota; Metazoa; Chordata; Actinopteri; Syngnathiformes; Syngnathidae.